CUUGUACUGUCUCUAACGCGUUCUCCAGCAGUAGGUUACCCAUUUCCACAAGCAUGGUUGUUGGAUCGCCGUGAAAUUUAGUUUCAGACGAUUUUUGCACAGGUUUUCGGCGGUUUCGUGUCGAAUUUACCUCCCGCCUGUUUACACCAAGGUUGACCUGAUUCGUUGAUUGGUCAGACGUCCAUCGCGCCAGAGUCAGCUCAUCUUCCUGACCCGUAGACUAAAAUGUAGAGAAAAAUUAAAAGUGGGUCACCUGAUCACCUGUACGUGACCACUAGCACAUCGGUACUGACCAGACUAAAAAGAUCAUGGGGGACAGGAGGCGUGGUGGUCCUUACAAGACCGAGCCCGUCACGGACUUAACAAGAUGGCGACUGAGCAACGUCGGGGGUCGUCAGACCUGGCGGUACUACGGCGAGGGGGAGACACCUGAGCGGGAACAGAACAUGGUGGAGAGGCACGCUCUCGGGUUGGACACGAGUGCCUUUGCGCCGGCCUUGCCAAAAGCCCAAACUGCUAGAGAAGCCGUACGGAACGGAAUGAAGUUUUACUCCAAACUGCAGACUGAGGACGGCCACUGGGCUGGUGACUACGGGGGACCUCUCUUCCUCAUGCCCGGUUUAGUGAUUGUUUGUCACGUGACGAAGGCCCGCCUAUCAGAGCCCCAGAGACUGGAGAUGAUCCGGUACCUCCGAUCGGUGCAGCUGCCAGACGGCGGCUGGGGCCUACACAUUGAGGACCAUUCCACUGUCUUCGGCACGGCGCUGAACUACGUCACGCUAAGGCUGCUGGGAGUUCCUGCAGACGACAAAGACGUAGUGCGGGCCCGCAACUGUCUCCAUGCCAAAGGUGGCGCAGUCGGCAUUCCGUCCUGGGGAAAGUUCUGGUUAGCUGUCCUGGGUGUCUACAGUUGGGACGGCCUAAACUCUCUCUUUCCGGAAAUGUGGCUGCUGCCCUCCUGGACACCUGCCCACCCGUCCACCCUGUGGUGCCACUGUAGACAGGUCUACCUGCCAAUGAGUUACUGCUACGCCGUGCAGCUCACAGCUGAGGUGGACUCCCUGGUCAGAGAACUCAGAACAGAGCUGUACCUUGAGGACUAUGAGAGAAUCAACUGGCCGGCCCAGAGGAAUAACGUGUCCGCCUGUGACGUGUACACUCCUCACAGCUGGCUGCUCAACCUGGCAUACGUUGGGAUCAACCUGUACGAGUCGUGGCACAGCUCCAGCCUGAGACAGUGGGCGAUAGACGAGCUGUACGAUCAUAUCAAGGCUGACGACAGCUUCACUAAGUGUAUCAGUAUCGGACCGAUUUCCAAGGUGAUCCAGAUGUUGGUCCGUUGGCAUGCCGACGGCCCCACCUCUCCCGCCUUCCGGGAACACGCCUCCAGGGUCGCCGACUAUCUCUGGUUGGGUCUGGAUGGCAUGAAGAUGCAGGGGACGAACGGAUCACAACUGUGGGACGCAGCCUUCGUGGUGCAGGCCUUCCUGGAAGCUGAAGCAGAAAAGGAAAAGGAAUUCACCUCGUGUCUCCACCGUGCACAUGACUUUCUUAGAUUCUCACAGAUUCCGGACAACCCACCCGACUAUGAGACGUACUACAGACAAAUGAACAAGGGUGGUUUCCCGUUCAGUACGCGUGACUGCGGGUGGAUCGUGACGGACUGCACGGCGGAAGGUCUGAAGUCCAUGAUGAUGUUACAGGAGCGGUGUCAGGGCGUGCAGGACCCCGCACCCGACCACAGGCUCUUCGAUGCCGUAGACGUGUUACUGAACAUGAGAAACAGUGAUGGCGGCUUCGCUACCUACGAGACCAAGAGGGGAGGGAAGUUACUGGAACUUCUCAAUCCGUCUGAAGUUUUCGGUGACAUCAUGAUAGACUACACGUACGUGGAGUGCACGUCUGCCGUCAUGCAGGCACUGAAACACUUCCAGGACCAGUAUCCAGACCACAGGGCGGAGGAGAUCAGUGAUACACUUAAGAAAGGUUUGGACUACGUCAUGGGCUUGCAGAGGAGUGAUGGAUCAUGGGAAGGAUCCUGGGGCGUGUGCUUUACGUACGGCACGUGGUUCGGACUGGAGGCCAUGGCGUGUAUGGGACACAGAUACGACAUUGGGACCGCCACUGAGGCCGUGACUCGCGCCUGUAACUUCCUUAAGUCUCACCAGAUGAAGGCGGAGGCAGGCGGGGGGUGGGGGGAGAACUUCGAGUCGUGCGAGGAGCGGAAAUACGUGCAGAGCGACACGUCACAGGUUGUCAACACUUGCUGGGCACUGCUGGGCCUCAUGGCAGUCAGGUACCCAGAUCUUAGCGUGCUGGAGCCAGGGGUCAAAUUCCUUAUGGAGAGGCAAAUGGAGAAUGGUGAUUGGCCACAGGAGAAUAUCUGCGGAGUCUUCAACAAGUCUUGUGCCAUCAGCUACACCAGCUACAGAAACGUCUUCACUAUCUGGGCUCUGGGCAGGUUCUGCCGCCUGUACCCCCACAGUGCUCUGACAGGGGGCGCUGCUAAAAGUUAGCAAGGUCCGAACUACACCAUCGACAGUAAACUGAUACCCCUGGCAUUGCAGAGCAAUGACUUUGUUUACGACUUCUGCUUAGUAAUAUUUGUUCAAAUUGUUCGCUUCGUUGAUUAGUUGAGGAGCCUGUGGCAAAUAGAUGUUUGCAAUUACGUUAAAAAUUAAUCUGUUGUCUAGAUUAGACAGCUGCGCUUGCUUUUUGCAGGGAAGCUGAAAUACAGACAUAAUAAUACAAAAUUGACCAGAAAACAGCUAUCAUCUUUUUUCAACUAAUCUGUGCCUGUAUUCAAUUAUUUGGGCUCAAUACCUUGAGUCAUAAGUGAUUUGUAGAAUUUGUUGUUGUAAGUUUAUAUACAACAGCCGCUACAAACUCUACUUCAUUCCUAUAGCUACUCCACCUCUUUUGUGGAAAUUCGGACCAAAGGGUAAGGCAAAAAGGUAAGAGGUGUAAAAGAGAACCGUUUCAAUAUUCUUUAUUGAGAAAACUGUAACAUAAGAGCAAUAAAGGUAAGCAUUGCUGUAA
Molecule: messenger RNA, 3039 nt
Organism: Branchiostoma floridae (Florida lancelet)
Lineage: Eukaryota; Metazoa; Chordata; Leptocardii; Amphioxiformes; Branchiostomatidae
Product: lanosterol synthase-like
Exons: 23
Coding region: 309-2516 (735 amino acids)
Biological process (GO): triterpenoid biosynthetic process; cholesterol biosynthetic process
Cellular component (GO): lipid droplet
Molecular function (GO): lanosterol synthase activity
Source: RefSeq, a predicted model, not a curated record